This is a messenger RNA of Talaromyces stipitatus ATCC 10500, 333 nucleotides long. RefSeq lists its product as uncharacterized. Gene Ontology annotation, biological process: regulation of transcription by RNA polymerase II. The record is from RefSeq and is a predicted model, not a curated record. Gene Ontology annotation, molecular function: RNA polymerase II cis-regulatory region sequence-specific DNA binding; DNA-binding transcription factor activity, RNA polymerase II-specific; protein dimerization activity. The transcript is spliced from 2 exons. Lineage: Eukaryota; Fungi; Ascomycota; Eurotiomycetes; Eurotiales; Trichocomaceae. Bases 1 to 333 code for a protein of 110 amino acids.
AUGUCUUCCGACACCAGCGCUCACAACAACGACCACAGUCGCGACUCGGUCAGCUCAAACAACGAGACCCCCGGCGUGGGCGCAGAUGGGAACCAGGAUAAGCCGCGCUUGACAGAGCAAGAAAAGAAGAACAAUCACAUCGCCUCCGAACAGAAACGUCGCGCCGCGAUCCGAGAAGGGUUUGACCGUCUCACCGAGUUGGUGCCUGGCUUGGAAGGGCAGGGUCGUAGCGAAAGUGUAGUCUUGAAGAAGACGUUGCAGGAGAGGCGUGAGCUUAUUGCGGAGAUUGAGAGGAGUGGUGGGCAGGUCGAUGAGUCAUUUCGCACGCGUUGA